Molecule: messenger RNA, 1278 nt
Organism: Adineta steineri
Lineage: Eukaryota; Metazoa; Rotifera; Eurotatoria; Adinetida; Adinetidae
Source: the annotation of a GenBank genome assembly
AUGAUGAUGUUUGGUGAUGAUGAUAUUAUCAAUGAAAAUACAUCGAACAUAGGUCUUACAUCAUUAACAACACUUAUGGAUGAUUAUCAUUUUCCUCAACCAAUAAUAUCUUCAACAAAUGAUACAUAUUCUCAUCAAUAUUAUCAAUUUGAUUCCAAUUGGUCUGAAACAACAUCUUCAUCUAUACAUAAUCAAUCUCUAAUUACAAAUCGUCUUGUUAAAACAAAACCUAAACGUCGUCGUAUUGCUAGUUUAGCUCAACGUCGUGCUGCUAAUGUUCGUGAACGUCGACGUAUGUUUAGUUUAAAUGAAGCAUUUGAUCAAUUACGUGAAAUUGUUCCUAUAUUUGCCUAUGAAAAAAAAUUAUCACGUAUUGAAACUCUUCGUUUAGCAAUUAUAUAUAUUGCAUUUAUGACUGAACUUGUUCUAAGUGGUAAAACAGUUGAUGAAGCAUCUUUGAAUGCCAAUGUUGUUUUAAAUCAAUGGACAGAUACAUGUACCUAUCAAAUGAAUUCAUCAUCGAUUUGUGAUGAUACACCAACAAGUUGUGGAAGUGACCUUGGUCCAGUUUCAUCAACUUCACUUCCGUCAGUUACUUAUCAACAUCCAGCAGCUUAUUCAAAUCCUAAUACAUGGUUUAAUGGAAUACCUGAUAGUGAACAUCAUCAUCAUCCUCAUCAUCAAACAUCAUCAUCACCACCACCACUUCUAACAACAUAUCAUUUAAAUAAUGGUGAUAUAAUAUCUGAUGUUUAUCGUUUACCACAUGAAAAUGCAAAUUCAAAUUCAUUUUAUGUACCUUAUCAAACAACAGUUAUGAAUUCUGAUAAUGAUGAGAAUGAUUUAGAAGAUGGUUCAGAUGAUGAUGAUGACGACGACGAUGAUGAUGAUGAUGAUGGAGAUUCAACAUAUCGUUUAACCAAACGAAUAAAUAAUAAUUCAACAAAUAAUAAUAAAACAUUAACAACAGGUCAACGUCGUUCAUCACGUCCAAAUGGAUCAAAACGUAAACGAAAACGAGUUUUAAAUGGUGUUCAACGUGCUGAAGCAACACAACGUGAAAAACGACGUAUGCUUAAACUUAAUCGUGCAUUUGAAGAAUUACGAAAAGUUUUACCAGUCACAGAAUUUGCACGAAAUAAAUUAUCACGUUCAGAAACACUUAAAUCAGCGAUUGAUUAUAUUAAUCUUAUGUUUGAUAUGCUUGAUGCUGCCAAAAAUCAUCAUCAUCAUCACAAUCAUCAUCUUCAUCACCAUCAUCCUUCAUCUUGCUUGUAA